Molecule: messenger RNA, 827 nt
Organism: Erythranthe guttata (spotted monkey flower)
Lineage: Eukaryota; Viridiplantae; Streptophyta; Magnoliopsida; Lamiales; Phrymaceae
Source: RefSeq, a predicted model, not a curated record
AUUCAAUUGGUUGCAGUUUUCCAAUACACCCUAAACCAUGACGUCACCGAAGUAUCCAAGGCAGAUUAUGAUUCCUGCUCAUCAAGCAACCCUUUGCAACCACCUUUCACCGGCGGCGCCACCACCAUAGCCCUCCCUUCCGCCGGAACCCGGUACUUCAUCUGCGGCACCGGCGGCCACUGCCAGGGCGGCAUGAAGGUCGAGAUCGACAUCCUCGCCGCCGCCUCUUCACCACCGCCCCCCACCACUCCCGUGCUUCCACCACCACCACCCCCAACCGCCGCCCCUCCGGUGCUUCCACCACCACCACCACCACCACCUGCCGCCACUCCAAGGGUCCCAUCCCCGCCGCCAACACCUUCUCCCGUUUCCUCCCCACCACCACUCAGAAGCACGCCUCCGCCGCCAACACCGUCCGCCGUCUCCUCCCCACCACCAGUCAAAAGUAUGGCUCCUUCGCCACCGCCAAAGGUAUCACCUUCAUCACCACCACCGUCAAAGGCGAAGGGCGGGCCCACAUUGCCGCCCGCCCCCGCUCCUCUUCCGGGUGUGCCGUCCGUCUUGCCGCCUGCCUCCGCUCCUCCUCCGGGUGUGUCCGUGUUGCCGCCGCCGCCGACUCCGUCGUCAGCCGCGAAACUCCGCUUGAUGGGUGGUCUGAUCACCGCCGCGGUGAUCGUAUUUUUUUAAUCUGUGAGAUGCUUCAAUUCAUUGGACAAUAUAAUAUUAUAUUAUAUUAAAUUGUAUUAUGCUUCAAUUCAUUGCCUUUGUACCAAAUAAACCUUAUUAAGAAGAGGUCCUAUUAUUCAUAUAAUUACAAUAUUAAUGUU